Messenger RNA from Bemisia tabaci, 2125 nucleotides. RefSeq lists its product as uncharacterized. Lineage: Eukaryota; Metazoa; Arthropoda; Insecta; Hemiptera; Aleyrodidae. The record is from RefSeq and is a predicted model, not a curated record.
UUGAAACGGCCGUAUUUUGCGCCACUCACUUUCAGUAUGUUUUCGGAGGAAAUUAGCACUCGGAAUUUUUGUUAUUCUUUUCAUCAUAAGCUCGGGAGUGAUUUGUGUGGUCGUUAGGUAUAAUAAAAUUAAUUUCAAAUAAUGACAAAUUUUCAAGACACAUUCUUUUACAUAUUUCAAAAAUUGAAAAUUAUAGAAUUAUGCAAAGGAAAUUAAAGUUGUCAUAUUUCGGGCUAUUUUAUGUAUCUCUGCGGAUUUCACGACAUGCUCAUGAAAAAGCUAAUUCAAAAACUAAUUCAAAAUACGAGCGCAUAGGGAGGAAAAUAUACAAUUGAAUUGUUGCUUUGACGUGGCCAGAAUUUGCAGAACAUAGAUUUUAACGAUAGAUUGUCCGAUUUCCACCUGUGAUAGUUGCAAAUAUUACGAUGACAGACUCUUUCUGUUUCUGCGUAUCUUUGAGGACUGCAUCUCUUGUCAUAGCAUGGUACUACUUGAUAGCUGGAAUCAUUGGGAUACUUCCUAUGGUGCCCACAUUGUAUGAAUAUAUUACAUCAAUAUCUACCACUGGCAACACAGGUGAAAUAAUUACACGUCUCAUGGUUGUACAGUAUUACUUUUUAUUGCUACUGAUGGUUAUUUCCUGCGUGUUUCUCAUCAAUGGCAUUUAUAAGAAUAAACCAAAUCACACGCGAUUGUUCGUGAUUUCUGGUAACCUACUCCUGAGACAUGAACUAUUUGUAACUACGCUGCUCGCAUUCACUCCUUUGAGAAAAGACGCUGAGAUUGCGUUACGGCCGAUGUCGGAAGCUCAUAUUAUGGUGCUUACGAAUCCGUACCUAAAAUUAAUUAAUCUUGUUGUAGCAGCGUACCUAAUUCUGACCGUGCAUAGCUACUACACGAAAGCACAGCAAAAAGACCGCCACGGUUCAGGCAGCAAUGUCAUCUGAGGAGAAUUCACCGCUAUGGCUUCAAACUUAUUUUUUUCGCUUCAAUUUGAGGGCUUGAGGGCAAUUGAGCUUUCAUUUUUUGCUUAAUUAUUGUGUGUUGAAUUUAAUCCCCCUCGUGCACUUGCCUCAACAUACUCUCAGCAAACUCUUUUACUGGACCAACAUACAAUUUCCAGAGAGUAGGCACUGUUGUAAAAGCCCAAAACGAAUUAGGUGCUCUGACGUUCCUAAGCACUUGAAUGUGUUAGGAACGAGCAUGGAGAAAAAUAAAAGAAGCUUUGAAUCUUCAUUCCACAUGAUGUAUUGGAGUACAGAGAACGUGUCGUCUACAAGUACAGAAGUGAGGCAAAACCGUUGUCCGCCAACUGACCUGGCGUAGAGUAUUUGCACGGUAGCACGGUUAUUCCUAUUUCUUUGAUAAAAUAAAGUUUUACCGCUUUUUGAAUGGUCUACAAGUUUUAAGUUAUCGUGAUGCUCUUAUGGUUGUAAAUAAACGAACGCUCUGAUCGGUUAAUAAACUUCAAAAAUGUAUGUCAACCCUUUCUCGAGAAAUUACUCUAGUUUCACUGUUACCAACCCUCUCUCUGGAUCAACCUAACUAAGAGUAUUCUUCGAUUUAUCAUGUUAAUGUGACGUAAAAUUAGGGCUAAAGGUCGGCCCUCAUUAGAUAAUUAAAUUCUUCAUCAGAUAUUUAAUGAUUAUUUCAUUAUUUCCUCCCAAAGAGAAUUCAAUGGUUAUGCGUGGAAUCACAAUUCGGCUUAUUUACUCAUGGCCGUAAGCGAACCUUAUCAGCCUAUUUUUCACGACCAAUGAAACACCGGCACACAAAUGGCCAUACUCCGUCUAGAAAGUGCUCUAAUCUGGCGUGCAAACCCUGUAUCUUACAUUAUACAUGUUUCUUUCCGACAGAGGGUAUGCAGGAGAACUAGAGAAUUUUGACACUUCCAGCUUUUACGAUGGAUGCGUUGCAGGGAAACUACCCUUAAUAAGUUAGGCACUGUUGGUUUGUUACAUCAUUUGAAAAAAUGAAAAAUAAACAUUUACUGAUUUUUGUAUACUUAGUAUGCGUUUAGAAUGUGCGUAUUCUUAAUUUAUGUUCUUACUUUAUAAUGAAACAAUGGUAAAUUUAGUCUCUCUGAAACAAGCUAUAAAAAAAGUAUAUUUUAUAUAAAAUGGGA